UUUGCUAUCAUUCGAGCCAGUUGAAGGGACAGCAGCUAGUAUAAUGCAAAAAAUACUUUUGUGGAUUUGCUUCGCAGCGACAGCAGCAGCAAUCGUCGAAGGAUAUUAUUUCACACCAGCAGAAACAUACGAUCCGUACUAUCCGGAAUACUUUGGACAUCCGUGGGAGUAUUUUCCACAAUUAGACUGGCACUCGCCAUAUAGUCCAGUCGAAGGAUUCUACAAUCCAAUACCAUGGGACACACAAUAUAUGAACUAUAUUGCGCCAAGUUCGCUGAUUUCCUACAUCCCGGUAAGGCCGGGAUCGUAUAUGACACCGAAUGUCGUCGUUGGAGGGCAAGGUUACAGCACGAAUCGAUACGUGGCACCGAGCAUGGUGAAGAAGUACCUGGCGAUGAACCCACGGUGAUAGUACAGAGAAUCGGAUGAUGUACACUAGUAGAUAGAUAGUAAAAGUUCAAAUUUUUUUGUAGAGGAAUAAAGUCCAUUUAUUCAAAGAUCCAUUCGCGCUGAUAGUUUGUCAAAAGAAAUAGUGUCUAUAGAGUGUAUUGGAAAGUGAUCGAUCGACAGUUCUAGACAGUUCCAGGGGCGGCAGCAAGGUUCAACUGCUGCUGGUUGAUGGCAUGGCCGGGUAGUGGUGCUACAUGGACCGCUCCUCGGUUGGCGGUAACCGACGUAGCUGCGGGGGUGGGAGCGGCAGGAGCAUCAAUGGCGAGCACUGGGGCAGGUGCGGGGGCUUCUGCGGACCAUCCAUAAGGCCAUGCUGCUGGGUAGUGUGCCGCUGCCCAGGGUGCCGCUGGCCAAUGUACCGCUGCCCAUGGGGAUGCG
Molecule: messenger RNA, 828 nt
Organism: Wyeomyia smithii (pitcher-plant mosquito)
Lineage: Eukaryota; Metazoa; Arthropoda; Insecta; Diptera; Culicidae
Exons: 2
Coding region: 44-409 (121 amino acids)
Source: RefSeq, a predicted model, not a curated record